Messenger RNA from Fulvia fulva, 528 nucleotides. RefSeq lists its product as uncharacterized. The transcript has a single exon. The coding region runs from base 1 to 528 and encodes 175 amino acids. Lineage: Eukaryota; Fungi; Ascomycota; Dothideomycetes; Mycosphaerellales; Mycosphaerellaceae. The record is from RefSeq and is a predicted model, not a curated record.
AUGAAUUUGGCACGGCCAACCAUUCCAUUUCACAUCUGUUCCCUCGACAUUCUUACUUCGAGCUUCUUCCUGUGGUAUGCCGCGCAGUGGCUACUGAUGGAAGCUGUCAACUCCGCGGCCAGCGUGGUAGCUUUUGCAACCGUCGCGCUCAACGGCAUCAAGGAACUGUUCAAAGCAACUUCGGCGUUUCAAGAUGGACCUGAGGACGUUGCUCAACUAAUAGAAGCGACACAGGAGCUACAGCAACUUAUCAGCAGGUUGUUGAGCCUCCUAACAACAUCAGGCUUCACAAUACCUGCCACCUUCGCAAACGAGCUGAAGAAGUCUUUCAAAGCAUGCGAACAACAUGUCAAGAUAUUCGAUGCCAAGCUAAGGAGAUGCCAGCCUGUGCACGGGGAUGGGUCGUUGCACUGGUUACUGGCCAGACUUCGUCCUGUCACGUAUCGGAGUGACCUCGAAAAGAUGCGACUGCUCGUCUUGCGACAUCUUGCCGUGUUCUCUGUGCACGCUGGGAUCGCCAAUAAGUAG